This is a messenger RNA of Chanos chanos (milkfish), 765 nucleotides long. RefSeq names its product high mobility group box 1a (gene hmgb1a). Bases 61 to 681 code for a protein of 206 amino acids. Gene Ontology annotation, biological process: regulation of transcription by RNA polymerase II. NCBI's taxonomy places the organism in Eukaryota, Metazoa, Chordata, Actinopteri, Gonorynchiformes, Chanidae. The transcript is spliced from 5 exons. The record is from RefSeq and is a predicted model, not a curated record. Gene Ontology annotation, cellular component: nucleus. Gene Ontology annotation, molecular function: DNA binding.
CACAUACAUACAGCCAUUGCAGUACACUGAGAUCCAGCACCAGCCUUUGAGAAAGGAAAGAUGGGUAAAGAUCCUGCGAAGCCACGAGGCAAGAUGUCCUCUUAUGCUUACUUUGUGCAAACCUGCCGAGAAGAGCACAAGAAGAAACAUCCAGAGGCAACAGUCAACUUCUCAGAGUUCUCUAAAAAAUGCUCAGAGCGAUGGAAGACAAUGUCUGCCAAAGAGAAAGGAAAGUUUGAGGACAUGGCUAAACUUGACAAAGUGCGCUACGAGAGAGAGAUGAAGAACUACAUUCCUCCGAAGGGAGAGAAGAAGAAGAGGUUUAAGGAUCCCAAUGCUCCCAAAAGGCCCCCGUCCGCCUUCUUCAUCUUCUGUGCAGAAAAGCGACCUGCAGUCAAAUCUGAAACUCCAGGCCUAUCCAUUGGAGACGUGGCCAAAAAACUGGGGGAGAUGUGGAAUGGCACCGCUGCAGAGGAGAAGGUGCCGUAUGAGAAGAAAGCAGCUAAGCUGAAGGAGAAGUACGAGAAGGACAUUGCUGCCUAUCGUAAAGGCAAAGUUGUAGGGGGUGCUGCAAAAGCCCCUGCAAAACUGGACAAGGUCAAGAAGGACGAUGACGAUGAUGACGACGACGACGAAGAUGAGGAAGAGGACGAGGAGGACGAUGACGAUGAUGAUGAAUAAAUCGUUUGCGUGUUCAUCCACAGGAUCAUUUGUUUAUAAAGCAUUUAACCCCGCUGUGUACACUUUAUUUAGAACAUGAGUUGG